AUGCCAGAAGAUUCCAUAUCUCUGGACUUGGAGCGAAGACAAACCGAUGAGUUCGACAGCAUUGCCUCCAUUUACAGCGACAUUUUCCAAGAUAAGACCCCGACGGGGCUAGUUUGGGGAAAGAAGCCCAAUCCACAUUUUCAGGUCAGCUUGUCGUCUCGUAAUGUGGAGGAGAACCCAGAAGUGUCCAUAACGUUGGACAUCGAGUUCACACCGACUUAUCCGUUAUCUUCACCCAAGGUGAAACUUGUCGAGCCUCACAAUUUGCUCAAGGUCCACGUUAAGCAAUUGAAUGAAAAGUUGUCGGAAUUGAUCAAGGAAUACCUCAGAGAGGAAGUAUGUUUUACCGUUAUUUCCGAGCUCAUGUACCUACUAGACGACAUCCAGUCCAAAACUGUCAAAGUGCUCUCUCUAGAGGAAGAACGCGAGGAACGACUAAAACUGGAAAGGCAGGCCUUGGAAGAGAAGGAGCAGCAGCGGGCACGAGAGGGCGAAGAGGCCAUGUUUAGGCGGAAUCGCGAACUAAACGAACAGAUUCGGAUGAUUCGAGCUGACUUUGCCGAAACUCCAGCUGCGCGAGAAGAAGAUGGUGGUGGUGGUGUUGGUGGUGACGGCUCGGUUGAUGAUGUCCCGUUACCCUCAGAUACUAGUGAUUAUUUUUUGUUUGAAAAUGAACUAGAGGACAGUUUCUCGCAAACCGGCACCAGGUUCAAGUUUCGGGCCAUUCUGGGAUUCAUAAACUAUAGCAAAGGCGGACUCCUUGGCGACAUUGGCCAGCAAUACAUUGUAAAGCCCUACGUUUCCGAGGAAACGAGAUGCAAACUUGAACAAUUGGGGCUGGAGUUAUCCUAUCUCUUGACAGAGAUCAACCUUACUCAUAGCUACUGGCAGUCCGAUUGCGGCAAGCGCGAGAUCCAAGAGCUUGAAAAUCAUCUCCAGGAAUGCAGCAAAUUGCAAGAUUCCCACAUUCUCAAAUUGAUUGGUUUCCAAAUCGACAAAGUGGAUGGCUGGAAAAUACGGCUAUUGAAUGAGUUUUCGUUUGUGGCAAAGUCUCUACGCGAGUCCUUGCCGAAAAAGGGUCAUGUCGACUGGGCCUUGGCGAGAAGCUGGCUCAUUCAGAUCCUUCCCGUGCUUGAAUACUUGCACAACAUCGGGGUUAUCCACAAGCUGCUCAAUACCGAGACGAUCUAUUUUUUCGAAGAAGACCGCGAAUCCGGCGACGAACGGGUGGUUAAGCUCUGCCAUCCUUCGUAUGGGUAUAAGUUGAGGCAAAUGUUGGAGAAACACCCAAAUCCCAAUCCCAAGAAAAAGUUGGUCAAAUCUGAAAAGACGGCGCAUCAGCAGUCGGAACUCUGGACGGCGGCGCCCGAGCUACGAUCAGGGGGGAUAUACACUAAAAAGACCGAUAUCUGGGACCUUGGAAUCGUCUUUGCCAAAAGUCUUCUAGGCCGCAAUGUUUUGGGCACGUUGGAACUCACCACGCAGGAGCUUUCCAAAAGCAUUGUGCAAUGCGACAUCUUGAAGAAAGAAAAGAGCAGCAAGUACACCGACUUGGUGGGCGACUUGUUGUCAAAGAUGUUACAAGAUAAGCCGGCGAAACGGCCGAGUCCAAUCGAGAUCAACGCUCUCAAGUUUUUGAGAGAAGGUCCAGCGUUGGCGAAGCGAGAUGUUGAUGUUGACAUCAACGCAGAUGAUUCGGGACUCUUGAGCGAGACCAACAAUUACCUCCUAGAUUCGUCGAGUUCUUCUCCACCUCCUCCUCAUCAUCAUUCUGCGGCCAUUCUCCCACUGUCAAAGGAAAGUCAGGGAAACAUUUGGGUCGUUUCUGCUGGUAACUCCGGCUCCCGGGUGCGGAGCAGGUACGAACGAGAAUUUGAAGAGAUUGGCCGGCUUGGUAAAGGGGGGUUCGGUGACGUUGUAAAAGCACGUAACAAGAUGGAAGGUACUUUUUACGCUAUAAAGAAAAUCAAGCACCGUGCUGGCAAGCUCGAUUCUAUAUUGAAUGAAGUCUUGUCGCUUGCACGGCUCAAUCACCAGUACAUUGUCCGGUACUAUGGUACGUGGGUUGAAGAGUUGGACGAAGAUUCAUCGUGCGAUGAUUCAGUCAUAUCCUCAGUGACGGAAACACAGGAGGAGCAGGAGAAACAGGAGGGUACCCGUGGAAUGAGUUUACAGCGGAAAGUGACCGAGUCUCGCCCAUCUGCGUAUUUGACGCGAAACAGUUCGUUCCAAGUUGACUUUAUGUCUCGGUCGUUUAACCCGGGCAUUGAUCUCGACGAUAUUGACGCGGCAGAUUUCGAUGACGAUGACGAUGACGAUGACGAUGCCGAUGACGAUGCCGAGGAUGCUUUUGAGUUUGCAAACUCCAGCGGAAAGGAGGACGCCCGGGAUUCCAAUGAUGAAUGGAGCGUAAGUGACGAGAAGAAGAAGAAGGAUACAGAGAAGGACAAGGACAAAAGGAGGAGGAGCUCGAUGAAAGCUGAGAAUAAGCAGGCUGUCGUCAACUCAAAGAUGUCGAUGUUGUACAUCCAGAUGGAAUUUUGCGAAAACAACACACUCUUCAACUUGAUCCAGCAAGGGUUGCCCAAUAAUCCCAAAGAAUACUGGAUGUUGUUUAGACAAUUGCUCGAUGCGGUGUCGUAUAUCCACAAGGAAGGAUUCAUCCAUCGCGACUUGAAACCCGUAAACAUCUUCAUCGAUAGAUCAAAUACCAUCAAAGUUGGAGACUUUGGAUUGGCGAAAAACUCGCAGAAUUUGUUGCCAACUAGCCUGCUGGGUCAGGGUCAGUUGGACUCGAGCUUGAUAGCCAAGACGAGAGGCGAAGACUUGUCCACAAUUGUGGGGACAGUUUUAUACACCGCGCCCGAGGUGGCGUCGGGAAACUACGAUGAAAAAGUCGACAUGUUUUCACUUGGUGUGAUUUUCUUUGAGAUGUGUUAUCACUUGUCUACGGGCAUGGAGCGGAUACAGACAUUGACAAAACUACGCGAGCAAGAAUUUCCCCUGAAUUGGAAGAACUCGCUUGAAAAGAAAAUAGUCAAGCAGUUGCUAAGCGCGGAUCCCGAGCUGAGGCUAGGUGCUGCAGAAUUAUUGCAAAGUGGUUGGCUCCCCGUUGAGCAACAGGACCAAGUGGUGAGAGAAGCCUUGAAGUCAUUAGCUGACCCGGCCUCACCUUGGCAGCAGCAAGUGCGUGAAACACUCUUUAAGCAACCAUAUUCACAAGCUCGAGACGUGCUUUACGAUAGCAACCCGGGAGGACCCCAACUAUCGUCGGACGAUGUCUUGCUUCAAAAUAAGCUACUCGGAGAUUUGGUAAAGAUAUUUAAAAGACAUGGAGCCGUGGAGAACUUGAAUUUGAAUUUGAUCCUUCCAAAAGCUCCCUCGCUCAUGAGCAAUCCAGUUUGCGAAGUAUUGGACUCGAGCGGAUUUGUUGUCACCUUGCCUUUUGAUUUGACCAUCCCCGUGGCAAGGUCCAUCAGCAGAAAUUCCUUGACGGUGAGGAAGUUUUACCGCCACGAGUUUGUUUAUCGCCCCAAUUUGCGAAGUGCCGGUGCUCCUGACAAGUACAGUGCCAUGAAUUUCAACAUUGUCAGCGAUGACCGAGACGACAUUGUGAGCAAUGACGCCGAGUGUUUGAAAAUCGUUGAUGAGAUAUUGGGCAUGGUUGCCAAUGUGCCUUCUAAAAAGAAAAAAAUCAUCAUGGUGAACCAUUACGACAUCAUUGACGCUGUCAUUUCUUUCACUUUUGAAAAUGUCAAGUUUGACGACAAAAAGAUUGGCGCCGUGGCCGGCCUUUUAUCGCAGUUGCAAGUAGAUAAACUGAUCAAGGAAGUGCGCAAGGCUCUACGUGACGAGCUCAAUGUGCCGUACACGGUGGUUGAAGAUCUUUUAGAAAAUUUUAAUUUCACUUGUUCGAUCCCUGAAGCACGUCACAAGUUGCAAAAAUUAAUGAUUGACUCGCCGCACUUGGCCAAGACCGAACGGGCAUUUGUCCAUUUAUCUAAAGUGAUGGGCACUUUGAAGCAAUUCGGAGUCUCUACGGGUGAAAUCGUGUUGAAUCCGUUGAGCAAUUACGAUAACCAUUACUACCAGCACGGCCUCAUGUUCCAAGGUCUUUUUUCUGUCCAGGGGUCCAAGAGAGUCAACCGAAUCAUAACUGGCGGCCGCUUUGACUCAUUGAUCAAAUCUUUUUCUUCGGAAAUAUCAAUGACCAAGACAUCAACACCUCAACUAUUGCACGGCAAUGGUGGUACGCCGCAUGGAGUCGGGUUCACGCUCACCACUUCGUUUUUAUUCGAGUGGACCAAAAACAUGAUACUGCGGAAAUCGAGCAAAUCGGGACAACCGUAUUUCGGUAGUCGGUGCGAUGUGAUUGUUACUUCCACAGACCAGAACAACAUCAACAAGAUUGGAUUUGAAUUGUUGGGCAAACUAUGGUCCAUGAACAUCAGCGCCGACAUCAUAACCAAGGCGAGACCUCAAGACGAGCUACUCUUGCACGCCGCCGAGGCCGGCUCAAAGUGGAUCAUCUUGAUACGAGGCGGGGACGUGUACAAGAAAUCGAAAAAGCCAUCGGGUUACAAGCCAUUGAGAGUGCGCAACCUCGCCACUGGCAAGGAAGUAAGCUGGGACACUUUUGAAGACGUGUCGCGGUUCAUACUAGAGUCAAUCGCCAACGAGGAGAAACUCAUGGAGGAUGACUCCCUGGCCAAGCCGGAAGCCGUGUUGGAAAAUACCAGCGACGUGGUUGAAGAAGUUGACGCCGUCGACUUGAAUCAAAAGUUCACCGUGAUCAAUAACGAGGCUCCACGAGGCCGCAAGAACAAGCGUGACAGAUGGGAAGAUGAGAGCAUAGCUAAAUCCGUUGGCUCUAAAACCGUGCAAAGCUUAGCCCAGGGCCCCGUUUUGAUAUUUGACAUCAGAGAUGAAGUCUUGGAUAUGAUUGGGGUCACCUCGAUUCACCAGCAGGAUGAAUGGAUCAGAAAAAUUGUGUUUGGCGCCAAUAACUUGCCCAAGAGCUUUGCUUUGAAUAUUCACAAUGCCUUGGUGAAGGAAUCGGCCAAGGGCCACCGAUGGUGUAUCUUGGUUGCUUCGCGUACGCAACAUACUGCCAUUGUUGAUCUCCAGCGAUAG
Molecule: messenger RNA, 5133 nt
Organism: Lodderomyces beijingensis
Lineage: Eukaryota; Fungi; Ascomycota; Pichiomycetes; Serinales; Debaryomycetaceae
Source: the annotation of a GenBank genome assembly